Molecule: messenger RNA, 2388 nt
Organism: Spirodela intermedia
Lineage: Eukaryota; Viridiplantae; Streptophyta; Magnoliopsida; Alismatales; Araceae
Source: the annotation of a GenBank genome assembly
AUGGGUGUCCUCCCUCUUGUGGAGAGAGUGCUCACCCGGAGAAGGCCUGUUUUUCCGUUGCCCGCAUCUUCAUCUUCUGUUCUAGGAUCUUUACUUGCUGGUUCACCCUGCGAUGCAUCCGGAACUCCUCGGUUAUGCGACUUGCCUUCUGUGGGUCACUCACAAGUUCGAAGAUCGUCGGGGUUUUCUCACAUCAUUCGACGCUUACCCAUCAGAGGAAAUGAGGAGAGCAGGCUCUGCAAGAUUUUGUUCUCUACCAUGGGGGAAUCUAUUCUGGUCUGGGCGCAAGACCCGGGGCAAGUAGCCUUGGAGAUUAAGAACGCCGUUGAUGAACGAAGACUCGAUGGCGCAUGGAGACUGUACGAACAACACGUACAUAUGGAUGGCUUUCCGAGACAAUCGGUGCUGAGCAAGCUUGUAUGCGGUCUUGCGGAGAGCUGCGAUCGGCAAUGGCUGUGUAAAGCUUCCGGCUUGGCUGAGCAACUCUUUGAAGAGAAGAAGCACGAAUUGCUGGGCAAGCAAGCUCUGAUUUAUCUCUCCUAUGUUCUUGCGAAAUGCGAAUUGGCUGUUCCUGCAUCGACCCUGUUGAGGAAACUAGUCGAAGUUGGGGAAUUCCCACCUGCAGCAGUGUGGACUUGUGUCGUUGCGCACAUCUCACAGACGGCUGCUGGUGCCUUUCUUGCAGCAGAGCUGGUCAGCGAGAUUGGCUAUAUCUUCAAGGACAACAGAGUGGAUCCUCGGAAGAAAUCUAACAAGCCGCUGCUGCUGAUGAGACCCGAUCCAGUGGCCUUCAACCUUGCUCUGACCGGGUGCCUUGUGUUUGGAACUACGAAGAAAGCCGAGCAGCUGCUCGAGCUGAUGCCACGGGUGGGCAUCAGGGCUGACCCCGACUUGCUGAUUGUCAUGGCUCAUGUGUUUGAGAGGAACGGGCGGAUUGAUGAGAUGAAGAAACUUAGGCGGCAUAUCGAUGAUGCCUGUGGUGACCUGAAAGAUUCACAGUUUCAGCAGUUCUACAAUUCCCUGCUCUCUUGCCAUCUCAAGCUGCGGGAGUUGACUUCAGCGUGUGAUCUGGUCUUGGACAUGCUUCGGAGAGCAAAGAAGGCCAAGAGUUCUCUUGCUGCUGCGAGAUCGGUUCUGGAAGUUGUUCAAGAGGGCAGGAAGCCCUCUCUCUCAAUGGAAGACGACUCUGGUGCAGAGGAACUUGUCGCCUCUGAAGAACUCAGCUUGAUUAAAGCCCGGCCUCCGUCUUUUACAGAUUUCACACGAGAUAGGAAAUUCUUGAGGCUUGAUGCCGAGGUAAAGGCCCUACUUCGCCACUUAUCAGAUAAGCUUCAGGCUCAAGCUGAGCUGGUCAAAGUGGAGUGCGGCAUUCUCCAUCCAUCUGAGAAAAUAUAUGCUAAAUUGGUCAGAGCUUUCUUGGAGGCCGGCAAGAUUGAUGAUCUGGCAGCGUUUUUGAUCAAGGUAAACAAUGAAGAGUCUCCAGUCUCUCGUGAAAACUCUGUGGUCGUCCAAGUUGUGGAUGCUUGUAUUACCAUGGGGCUCUUAGAACCAGCGCACGAUCUACUCGAUGAACUGAGGUUCCAUGGGGUCAGAGUUAGUUCUUCUGUGUAUUCCUCCCUCUUGAAAGCAUACUGCCGAGAAGGUCGGAUGGGGGAGAUCACCGCCCUGUUGAAAGACGCUCAGAAGGCUGGUGUCCAACUGGAUUCAAGCUGCUAUGAGUCCCUGAUUCAGGCACGGGUUCAUCAGAAGAACAUCGCAGGUGCUCUUCACCUGUUCAGAGAGAUGAAGGAGUCUAGCCUGUUGCGAUCCGGCCAGGAGGACUUUGAGCAGCUGCUGGAAGGCUGUGCAGGGAAUGGGAAACCGAGCUUGAUGUCCAGGCUCUUGAUGGAGAUUAGGGAAGAUGACCGGGUGGAGUGUGGGGUUCAUGACUGGAACAACGUGAUACACUUCUUCUGCAAGAAGAGGCUGAUGCAGGAUGCUCACAAGGCCAUGAGGAAGAUGAGGGCCUUGGGGCACACCCCAAAUGCCCAGACUUUCCAUUCUUUGGUCACUGGGUACGCGGCGAUCGGGGGAAAGUACGUGGAGAUCACCGACUUGUGGGGGGAGAUGAAGGCGCUCAGUGGGUCAACCCCAGUUGACUUUGACCAGGAGCUCCUCGACUCCCUGCUGUAUUGCUUUGUGAGGGGCGGGUUCUUCCUUCGAGCCAACGAAGUGGUGGGGAUGAUGGAGAGAGAGAGCAUGUUCAUUGACAAGUACAAGUACCGCACACUCUGGCUCAAGUACCACCGGACGCUUUACAAGGGCAAGGCCCCCAAGAUCCAGACAGAAGCGCAGUGCAAGAGGAGGGAAGCGGCUUUGACUUUCAGGGCAUGGCUGGGCUUUUCCUAG